Lepus europaeus (European hare) is the source of this 1133-nucleotide messenger RNA. Its product is annotated as F-box only protein 6-like. Gene Ontology annotation, biological process: glycoprotein catabolic process; SCF-dependent proteasomal ubiquitin-dependent protein catabolic process. The record is from RefSeq and is a predicted model, not a curated record. NCBI's taxonomy places the organism in Eukaryota, Metazoa, Chordata, Mammalia, Lagomorpha, Leporidae. The transcript has 6 exons. Gene Ontology annotation, cellular component: cytoplasm; SCF ubiquitin ligase complex; endoplasmic reticulum quality control compartment. Gene Ontology annotation, molecular function: ubiquitin protein ligase activity; protein binding. The coding region runs from base 127 to 960 and encodes 277 amino acids.
CGGGGCGGAGAGUGGGCCCCGCCUCUCUCGGCGGGGAGGAAGCGGUGCGAGGCGGGGCUGCUCGGCUUCCCCUGCAGAGCGGAGGAAGCCCGGGGAGGAGGCCAGCGCGGCCCCGCCCGCCCGGCCAUGGCGGUGGUCAGCAUCAACGCGCUGCCCGAGACCAUCCUGCUGGAGCUGUUCACGCACGUGCCCGCCCGCCAGCUCCUGCUGCACUGCCGCCCGGUCUGCAGCCUCUGGCGGGACCUCAUCGACCUGGCCACCCUCUGGAAGCGCAAGUGCCUGCGCGAGGGCUUCGUCACCGAGGCCUGGGACCAGCCCGUGGCCGACUGGAAGAUCUUCUACUUCCUGCGCAGCCUCCAGAGAAACCUGCUGGACAACCCCUGCGCUGAAGACGGGCUGAGGGCCUGGCAGAUCGACUCCAAUGGAGGAGACGAGUGGCAGGUGGAAAGCUGCCCUGGAGCUCACGGGACCAACUUCCCCGACCCCACAGUCAAGAAGUACUUUGUUACUUCCUACAGCAUGUGCCUCAAGUCCCAGCUGGUGGACCUCAAGGCCCACGGCUACUGGGAGGAGCUGCUAGACAAGGUCCGGCCCGACAUCGUGGUCAGGGACUGGUUUGCCGCCAGGGCAGACUCCGGCUGCUCCUACCACCUCCGGGUCCAGCUGACCUCCGCCGACUACAUCGUCUUGGCCUCCUUUGAGCCCCCGCCAGUGACCAUCCAUCAGUGGAACGAUGCUGCGUGGACAGAGGUUUCCCACACCUUCUCGGACUACCCCCCCGGCGUCCGCCACAUCUUCUUCCAGCACGGAGGCAAGGACACGCAGUUCUGGGCGGGCUGGUACGGGCCCCGAGUCACCAACAGCAGCAUCAUCAUCAGCUAUAAGACCAGGAACCCGGCCCCCUCCACGGCUCAGCCUGAGACGCUGCCGCCCCCCGCACCUGGCCACCACGGGCCCUGAUGACUGCCAGUGCCCACUGACAGCCAGAGGUCCCCUCCAGCCAGGAGCUCAGCCUGUGGUGGGCAGGGGGCAGUGAGGUCCCCGUUCUAGCCUCGAGCAAGCCCAGCAGCUGGGGUAGCUUCCUGUCACAUAGCUGCCACACUCCACCCUAAUAAAUGUUUUCAGCGAAACCA